This is a messenger RNA of Hemiscyllium ocellatum (epaulette shark), 2429 nucleotides long. It is a transcript of the gene agpat2, whose product is annotated as 1-acylglycerol-3-phosphate O-acyltransferase 2 (lysophosphatidic acid acyltransferase, beta). Gene Ontology annotation, biological process: phosphatidic acid biosynthetic process. Lineage: Eukaryota; Metazoa; Chordata; Chondrichthyes; Orectolobiformes; Hemiscylliidae. Gene Ontology annotation, molecular function: 1-acylglycerol-3-phosphate O-acyltransferase activity. The coding region runs from base 240 to 1046 and encodes 268 amino acids. The transcript is spliced from 6 exons. Gene Ontology annotation, cellular component: endoplasmic reticulum; membrane. The record is from RefSeq and is a predicted model, not a curated record.
CAUGUGUGUUUGUCGACGUCUCCCGGAAACAGCACAAUCCGCGCGAGAGGCUCCAACCCCCGGGACAGGCCCCGGCCCCGGCCCCAGCCCCAGCCUCGAAACCGAAACCCCCGGGACAGGCCCCGGCCUCGAAACCGAAACCCCCCGGGACAGGCCCCGACACCGAGCCUCCGCUGCUCCUGAGAGAGGCCCAGGCCGCGGGCUCCGGGAGACGGUUAGUCCCGCCGUGGGCCGAGGCCAUGGCCCCGCUGUGGUUCCUGUUGCCGAUCCCGCUGCUGCUGCCGCUGCUGUGGUUGCUGAGCUCCGGCUUCCGUUAUUACUGUAAAAUGGGAUUUUAUUAUUCCUGGAUCAUGGCGCUCGCUGUCCCGGUCAUCCCACUCUGUCUGUUUCGGGGCCGCGACGUGGAGAACAUGAAAUUAGUCCGUAGUGUUUUGCAACACAUCAAGAAUUUGUAUGGAAUUAAACUUGAAGUGAAGGGGUUGGAAAAUCUGGAUGUCAAAGGUCCCUAUGUCAUUAUCUCCAAUCACCAGAGCUCACUGGAUCUGAUGGGCAUGAUGGAGAUCCUUCCUGAUCGUUGUGUUGCGAUUGCAAAGAAGGAGCUGAUGUAUGCUGGCACUGUGGGGUUGGUAUGCUGGCUUGCAGGCAUCAUCUUCAUCAACCGACAGAAAAAAACAGAUGCUAAAAGUGUGAUGACUGAGGCUGCUCAGACCAUGCUGAAAGAAAAUAUCAGAUUGUGGGUGUUUCCAGAAGGAACCAGAAAUCAUGAUGGUAAUAUGUUGCCAUUUAAACGAGGAGCUUUCCACUUAGCCAUACAGGCACAGGUUCCAAUUAUUCCAGUGGUGUUCUCCUCUUACAAUGACUUCUACAACAGGGCAGAGAAAAGAUUUACUUCUGGAAAGUGUAUCGUUCAGAUUCUUCCUCCAAUAGAAACUCGAGGCAUGACAACAGACAAUGUGCCGGACUUAACUGAGAGAGCACGCAAUUUGCUUAUGACCACAUGGAAUGAAAUCUCUGCUCCUAUCCUCAAAAUGCAUGGGGCCCAAUGAAGUCACUAUGUACUGAUCUUUAUGGAGUGUUUGCAUCAGUGAUGUUUGUGCUGAGGUCUAUACUGAUACUUCAGAUCGUGUAAUGAGUUUUACACUAAAUGGAUUUUCAUGAAACAUUAGGAAUUACUCAUUGAUCAGCAAGAUGCUGUCACUUAUGAUGGUAGUCUCUUGCUGGACAACAUGGGCAGGGAAUCCCAAUCACUGGAUUUAAUACCUGAAGUGGGAUCUCUUGCUUCCAAGUAAUAGGAAGAAAAUAGAUGCUCUGUGAGCUGUUUAACUGCUGUCAGUUCUUCUAGCCAGGUGGCCACACAUUCAGGUUAUUUUCAUUCAUAGUGCAAGUACAUUUCUCUUUCAUUGUGCCCGUAAGCAAAUUCCAGCACUAGUAUUUGAUUACAGUCAAUGUUUAGAUUGAGAAAAUAGAUUGAAAAUUAUUGCUGCCAUUCACAAUUGUACACCAUGCCAUUCUCUUAUAAAUUAACUCUGUGAUAGACUUCAAAACUUAAGAAUUUUUGUUUUGGUGCACAGAACUAGAUAAUUUUGUUUUUGAAACAGAGGCUAUUUACACAUUCUACAUCCUUUCCUGAGCAGGCCUCUGUUUCCUUUCCUGUUUCUAUUUGCUGCUUAUCCAGGGAAUUAGAAUGUGUCGGUGCCUACCUGCUCUAAGUGAGGCAGAGUUACAACUAUAACCUGCACUUGCCUUGAUCCUAUCAAUAUUGGUCAAGUUCUUUCAUCCAAAUGUAUUUUAUUGAGUUAACUGUGUAAUGUAUUUGUUGAGGUGAAAAUGUCUUAAGCUUUGCAGGAGGCAAGUUCCCAUAAAUGAUGUAAUUACUGUUGCAUUACUGAUGAGCUCAAAUCAGUGAGUUUCUGUACUGUGGUUAGGACCUGAUGUAAAAUUACAAAUCUCAGUAUUUACAAUUUAAUUGUACAGAACUUAACCUGCGGUAAACGUGUAAACUUGAUUCUACAACACUUUGUGGCACUAGAAAGUAACACUGCCCCCCUCAAUCUAGUGAGAGGUCAAAUAAUGUCGAGGCCACUUGGUCUUAAUGGUGACUCCAAAGUAUCAGUGUUUAGGGCCAGUAAGCUGUGUUCUGCAGCUUAUCUUUGCUGUAUUGCUUUUGAAUGUCUGUUUCUGUACCAUUUGAAAUUGUCUUGGUAAAAUAUUAAAUGAUGAUGCAUGUAAAUGUAAUUUGCAUUGCUUUAGGCUUUUAUGUGAGAAUAUUUGAUCCUUUUUAAAGUUGCCAUUUUCAAUCAACUCUUCAAUAAGUAUUUAGCGACAAGCUCAUACCUUGCACUUUUCCGAUUUCCCUCAUUGACAUUUUAGUUUUAGUCUUAAUUCUGUGACAGCUGAUUCAAUGAUCAAUAAAAUCAUUUGGAGAAUUA